This is a messenger RNA of Hemibagrus wyckioides, 11062 nucleotides long. RefSeq names its product BAH domain and coiled-coil containing 1b (gene bahcc1b). Lineage: Eukaryota; Metazoa; Chordata; Actinopteri; Siluriformes; Bagridae. The transcript has 29 exons. The coding region runs from base 584 to 8725 and encodes 2713 amino acids. The record is from RefSeq and is a predicted model, not a curated record. Gene Ontology annotation, molecular function: chromatin binding.
AAGAUCUUCCCGGAGAGAUUGUGAGGGGGUCGGCUUUUUUCCCCCCUCAGUAGUACCUUUUGAGGUCCUGUUCCAACAUUGCGAUCUUACAGAGAAAAAAAAUAACAGUACAAGGUGUGACAGGGAGUUGGUUGUACGGCAUGCAUUAAAAAAAUCAAAGAAAUGUCGGAAAUAUGUUGAGUUGAGUUAAUCUCUUAAUCAAUUUUCAGUUUCAGUCACUGAGCUGCUUUGUGGGAGAGGAGGACGCGUCAUGCAGCAAUAAAUUUGUGAUUAUAGAGGCUUGCAGGAGCAGCAGGCUUUAUUCGGCCGGAUUUGCUCCGUGCACUAAACUGAUCUUCAUUAUAACGGGAGCUCCAGACAACUCAGACCAUCUUUUUAACUGGCAAUUACAAGAGAGUGACCACGCAAAGGUUGUUUUUUUUUCUCGACUCGAAUGAAAAUAUGACUGGGAUGACAUAGGCUACUUUUUGGGCGUCAGAUCCAACACGGUGCUGAAUGCAAGGCCUAAACGAAACUCCUAACGGGAUUAUAGCGUCGGUUCGGCUUGCCCCCUUUGGAUUUCGGAUUUAUCGGCUGUUUUGGAAUGGAAGGCCGGGAGUUCGGCCCUCCUCCGCCGCUGCUCACAGAGCGAGGCCCGCUGGCUCACCGCGCCACCUCUCGGAUCACUGCAGCCGGCCACGCAGCCGUGCAGCACCCCGCUGCCUUCCAACCCGGGAAAUACUAUCCCUCACACAUCCCCAUACCUCCACAAUCAGGCACUGGGCUGAUGGCGAACUCCUCUGCUUCAUUCAUGGGCACUUUCCUGGCCAGCAGUCUGGGCUCACCCCCAUCUCACCAUUCCGGACCCCCUUCCUCUCCCUCUUCUCCUCCUUAUCGCAGUGGACCUCACUCCAGUGGCCACUCCCAGAUCUGGUUCCCACACCCACAUGAAGCCCCAGGGUAUUCCCGCUUUUCUGGAAGUCUGGCCCCCACCUUUCUACCCAUGAGCCCCUUAGAUCACCAUGGAAACAGUAGUGUUCUCUACGGACAGCACCGAUUCUACAACACUUCAAAAGAUUUCUAUAUCAGAAGCCUCUCAUCACAGCCCCACCUUCUCUCCGCCAAUCACAACUUACCCGCACUGACUCGGACUGCGCCUAGCCACCCUCUGGGCUCUUGUAGCCGGGAACGGGACCCUGUGGGAGGUGGGCCCACCCAGAAAAGCUCUAAAGAGUCAGAUAUAGGAGAGCGGAUUAUAACGGUUGCAGGAAAAGACAAGGAGAAAAACAAACAGGAGGUGAAAGACCGUCAGCACCAUGACCCACCUUCACCAGCUCCUCACCAUCACCAACACCUCCAUCCCCACCAACAUUCUCAGCUCCACCCUUUAGGGCCAGAGGAAAACCCCAGACACAAAGACGACCCAAAACACCUGAGUGCCUGCCUGCUUUCCACCAAGACCCAUAAUGGCCCUCAUACAGGGACAGCAGUCAGGGGCUCCUCCCUGCCCAGUUGUGUAGGGCCAGGGGCCUUGAGUUUAGGAACUGGUCCAAAAGGAGGUGGAGGUAAUAUCUGCUGCAAAGAGGUGAGUGGUGAGAUGCGAAUCAGUGAGCCUUCAUCAGAAUGCCUGCGCCAUAGUGCAAUGCUAGGCCAUGCCCAUCCAGUACCAUAUGCUAUGCCUCCUCCCCUUGGCCUGGGCUCAGCUGUUGGAGGAUCCUGGCCGCACCCAAUUCACCCCCACCAUCACCACCCCCAUCAUCCACAUCCAGACCUAUACUGUCCCCCUACCCCACUAACCAUAUCCUCUGCUCAGGAUAAAAGUCUAGCUCCUGGAGCAGGCAGGGAUCGCAAAGUCAUAGGGCCUACAUUUGUGCCCUCUGUGGGACCGCUGGGUGAUAAGAGCAGUGGGCCAUUUCAGCUUGGUAACCCACCAUGUCAGGGUCUAAAAGGGAUUGUUGAUGAAGUUGGAGGAGAGGGAAUAGGGAAGGCCAAAGCUUCAGAAAAGAGUAGUAAUGGAGGCAGAAUAGCUCCUCCUCCUGCACCUCCCCUCCCAACUCCUGGUACCUGUCAUAAAAAGUCUUCACAUCAGCAGGAUGUCUACAGUAAAGCAGACAAGGGUCAAGACUGGUCUCUAGGCUCCCAUUCACAUUUACCACAGCAGGCACAGCAUGGUCAUGAUCACCAGCCGCAUUCCAAUCUCCCAAACCACUCCUAUAGCUCAGAGGCUGCUGAGGAUUCCUCAGAGACAGAUGCUUAUCAACCCUCCUUGCCCCAGGGAGCCAAAGAUGGCUGCCAGGCUAAAAGCAGCUCUUAUGCCAGCACUCCACCUUUCCGGGACUGUUCGCACUUAGGUUCACCACAUAGAAUUCCAUCUGAAAGCAAGCCCAAUAAUGAAAGUGGGUGUGUACUCCAGCGGGACAGCCAGAGGAUUGCUAGGGUACACCAUCACCAGCAAAACAGCAAGACUGGAAUUCAAGGUCAGGAUCCAGAUCUGGGUCCAAGCAGCAUUUUUCGAGACAGAAGAAAACAAGAUGUGGAUAUUGCAGCACAAGUGUACACUGGGCAUCAGGCAGGUUCUUCUUGGGAAGUGCGAGGGCAGCAGUCUCAACCAGACAAUGAGCGACGCAAAGCAUAUGACCAUUUUGGUACAGGAGACCAGGAUCCGCAUCCUCCUUUCCCUGCCCACCAGCAGCCCUCUGUAGGCCCCCAUGGGCCAGAGAACAGUGCCAUGAAAAACCUGAUGAAGUACAGCAACCAGCAGCCUCACCUGCUCUCUCAGAAGAGCCCAUUUGGGGGCCUGGGUAGCCUGAAGCAGGGAACAGUGAAUGGAGAAAAGAACGACAGAAGUGAGAGAAAUCGAGGGGGUGCAAGCUGUGCCCAUCAGGAGGGCAAGCAAACUCUGCCUUCAAGGAGGGCCUCGUCCUCAGGGGAGAGCGAGCGCUCAGAGAGGGCAGGCCGUGAUUCUGGUGAGGGGGAGGGGGAAGUGAGACAGCCCCCUGUGGGUAUUGCUGUGGCAGUCGCCAGGCAGAGAGAGCCUCUGUGCCGCCCACCAGACAGGCCUGCCACCCACAGCCGCCACGGCAGAGUGCUGCCCAGCAUGAAGGGUAUUGGGCGCACUGUAUAUCCAGUAGAAAGGGAGUUGGAGGAGGAAAGGAAGAGUAUAUCUGAGGAGCAGCUGUCUCUCCCUCCGCUGGACAGAGAAAGAGAUCUACUGCUCAGAGAAAACAAGGACCUAGUUGAGUUUGCCAGGAUCCACCCUUCUAGCAGUUGCCAUGGAGACCUGACCUCUCACCUCAUCAUGCCAGGCGGGAGCCAAUUAGGAGCAGAUCCAUCUGUACAUACUCACCCAGCUCAUCACUGGAUGCCUCGGACAGGAAGUCCCUCCCUUUGGAUUGGACACUCGUAUGGUAUGCAAUAUGGUCUGAGUCAUGCUGCUCUGCACCAGAACCUGCCCCCAGGCUUCUCUGCAGCCAUGCCUAGCCCCCUUCAGCCUGUCCUGCCCCUUCCGCAGGACCCCUCUCCCGCCCUGGUAGUUCUACCCACUGAGCCAGCUGCCCACCCUGCCGCCCAUCAUCUAGAUGUAAUGGAGCAUCAGGGAUUAUGGCCCCCAGUGUAUGGGUCUCGAGGGCCUGCUUCUCAUAUACAGCAUUCCUCAGUCUACUCCCGUCAGUUUCUACGGCAACAAGAGCUCUAUAUGCUGCAGCAGCAUCAGCACCAGCAACACCACCGAGCAGCACAGGCAAUGGAGUUGGCACACAGGCAGACCCAUUCUCAGAGGAAACCUGAGGAUCCCCCUAUUGACCUGGAUGAAGGUUCUCCUGAGGCUCGCACCCUGAAAUCAGCAAAACCCUUCUCCUACCUCUCCUCCAGUAAAAGUUGCUCUUCCUCCUCUCCAGGGGGGUGUGCUUCUCGUCUCUCACCCUGCUGUCACUCACCAGCCCCACGGCCCCAUCCUAAGAGCACUCCGUGCACCCCCUGCCCCGAGCCAAGCCCAGCUGUAGCAGCACCCCGCUCUCCUGCCCUCAGCCCCCAUGCUACCCCUCAUCUACCCAAAGAAGCUGAGUCCCAAGACAAGAGAGGAGAGGGCCAGCCACCGCAGGACUACCCACACUCUCUGGAGCCUGAUCUUCCACCAGGCUAUACUUAUCCUGCCAUUGCAAUUGGUUACAAGGCUGGUCCAUCUCCACAAGAAGUCCAGUUAGCUGAACAUGCUGACCUGGAGGCAGAGCAAGCGGAACCUGCUGAGCCAGCACCACAGCCCCUCCCACUUUCCACAAUGGGGGAGAAGCGUGUGUGCCAGGAAGCAGAAUCCCCUACUUCAGCUGCCCAGGUGGGACCCCAAAGGGAGGGUGUCCAAGAGGUGAAUAGGGUGCUGGCAGAAAAGGAAGAGUUGGAUGAAGAACAGAAGAGUGUUACCUGCCCUCCUACAUCUCCCUCUCCACCUGUAUGUCAACACCCCUCUAAAUCCCCCUGCCUGGGUGCUUCACCAGUAGAGGAAAUCUCACAAAUAGAACCAUCUAAUACCAUCACCUCUGAUCAGCCCAGUUUUUUGGAGGUCCAGGACCAAGCAGAGGAGGUCAAAACUCAGGAAGAAGAUAUUGUGAAUCCUGUCUGGGAUUCACCUGCUGCUUCUCAGGAGAUUCAUUCUGUGGAGCCAACUGAGGAUGUCCAAAACUGUACUUCACCCAGUACAUCUGUAGAUGUGGAGGUCACUCAGGCUUCAUCACCCUCCUCUCCCUGCUCUGAGCUUUCUGCUCUUGGUAACCAGUAUCCUGGAUCCUGCAUCUGGAGUCUGGAGCUCCUGAUUGCAGCAGCCCUCUGUGCCACAAGAGAUGCCCAGAUGGCUGCCCCAGUGGCAGUGCCUGCUUGUAUAGCACCCCCUCAAAAUGGCAUGGCGCUUCUGAGUGAGCUUGCUGAGCUGGAGAGACGGCAGCAAGAAAAGAACAGCAUGAAGAGUGCAGGAGAGGAGAGACUGCUCAUUGACCUAGAGAGUCUGGCGACCCUUGCAGCUGCACGUGCACUAGAAGGGACUCCACUCACCACUACUGAGUCUUUCCCACCUCUACGUCGUACACUUAACCUGCGCAGGAAGUGGAAAUGGACACCACAACAUGAACCGGCAUGUCCGGUGAAGAGUAUAAUGGAAACAUUGGACAGGGAGGAGCUUGCGAUGAGGGUGCAACUGGCUGAGCUGCAGCGGCGCUACAAGGAGAAACAGAAAGAGCUGACCAAGCUACAGAGAAAACAUGACCACCAAAAAGAGGAUACCUCAAGAAGCCCAGCUCGUCGAGGCCCUGGCAGACCACGGAAACGCAAGCCUACCCCAGGACCAACUGCCCCCACAGAUACAGUCAAGAGGGUCAAGUUGGUGGGAGCAGCGUCAGGCCUGAUGGUUGCAGAGGAAGAGCUGGUUGGGGGCGGGGACAAGCACACAAAAAGGAAGAAGACGGCCAAUAGUACCUACGACCACGUCGGUGGCUCACAGGUCCCCUGCAGGCAGAGAGGCAGACCAAGACUGCUGAGCUCCAAGAUGGCCCAGCUUAAGCAGAAGGCCAACACCAAGCGUGGAUCUAGACUAGAAAGCAUAUUUUGUCACAGAGAGAAGCCUGCUUCGGGCUCUACUGCAGAGCAGACGCACAGAAACAUGUCUGGAUGUCAAAGUGAAACAGGGAGCACUGACACAACAGUGCAUGAGAAUAUAGAUGGCCAGAGGAUAAUGAUUCGUAGAGGACGCAGGGCAAAGGUCAGCCAUGGCCAUGCUUCCUCUCCCCUGCAGACUCGAACCCAGCAGAUGAUGCCCAACAAGUCCUUAACCAACAGCAAGCGGGAGGUGACAGGGAAGGACAGCUCCUCCAUGGACAGCGAGUUGUCCGAGCCAGAAGAGGAAGAUGAUGGCAUCUAUGACAUCGAAGAAGUGCCAGAGGACAUCAAAAGUCUAUCUUCUAAAUCGCAGAUGUCUGGAGCGUGCACUCCCUCCUCUUCGAUUGUAAAACUAGCUGCUGGUCAGAAUACCAAGAGCAAGAAAGAGAGACAAGGAUUUGGGUCUUUCACUGCCUUGCUUGCUAAAGGGGAAGUGAAGCACAGGAAAAGGGCCCCCUGUAGGCCAUCACUGCUCAGUGAAGACAGGAAUUGCCUACUGGUGGAGAAGAGACAAAAUGCACUCAGGUGGAGAGGAGUUUCACAAGAGAGCAGCUUACAUCGUAAUAAGGUUCUCAAAUGCAUCCCCAAUCCAUUGGAAAGGACAGCUGGGAAGGAUUCUGUAGUCCUUGGAAAGAAGAGAAGUUGCUUGCUGGAAACUGUUACAUCGCAGAUUGAAGACAACUGGAACAAAAAGUUGAAAAUCAAACAGGAGGCCAAAAGGCGAGGCAUGAGGCAGCUGCUGGAGAGCUUUGCUGCAGAAGAGGGAUUCCGCAUGGAUGAUGACAGCAGCUUCUCUGAAGGAGAGGAGGAGGAGCUGGACGAAGAGGAGCAACACAAGAAUACAGUGCCAGCUCCGCCUAACUGUGUCCUGACCAAAGAAGCUCUGCGAGAUGGGCUGAAAGUGCUGAUCUCCAAGGAGGAUGAGCUGCUGUAUGCUGCCUAUGUGCACACGCUGGAUUUACCUGACAUUUACAGCAUUGUCAUUGAAGGGGAGAGAGGAAACAGGCCAAGGAUCUACUCUCUGGAACAGUUGCUUCAGGAAGCAGUUUUAGAUGUGCAACUGGAGACAGUGGAUGCACUUACUGAUGGAACAAGAGUGUGUGCAUACUGGAGUGAGCGCUCAAGAUGCCUGUAUCCUGGAUAUGUCCGGAGAGGUCAGAGAAGAACUCUCUCCAUUUUCCUUGGUGGCCCAGGAGAUGAGCAGAAAGAAGGUUCUGUCAUGGUGGAGUUUGAUGAUGGAGAUCGCGGCUGGAUUUCCCUCCCCAACAUUCGCCUUCUUCCACCUGGCUACCAAAUAUAUUGUGCAGAGCCUUCCCCAGCUCUCCUGGCUUCUCCAACUCGCCGCAGACGGAAAAGCUCCACUCAAGAGAAGAGCUCUCAGCAGAUUGAUGUUUCCUCAGAAUGGCAUGGCAACACAGAGCCAGAAAAAACAAGCAAGGCCAAGCCAGGGAGGCCCAAAUCAGUCAGUUUAUCAACAAAAACUGGUAUGACUGAGAAUGUAACUGGGAGUGCCCCCUCUCUUCUUGCCUGGCCGUCUGUCACCAUGUCUAGAAAGAGACCAUCUCUGGAUUUGUUCCAGUUCAAUGGCCUGUCUAGGAAAACUCCAAAAGAGAAGGAGACAGACAUGUUCCCCUUGCUUGGCUCCACUAUGGGUACACCAGCUAAGGGUAUCUUUAGCACCUCCUUCGAAGUGGAUUCGUUUAGCAGCAUUGCUAAUGGUUUUACAACCUUUGGUAAUCAACAGCCACCAUCUGGGUUACAAAUUGGUCAAAAGAGCACCUCAAAUAUUCGAGGGAGAAAGACCGGAGACAGGAAAGAGUACCUCAUCAAAUUAGACCAUGAAGGAGUAACCUCUCCGAAGACAAAAAAUGGAAAAGCACUUAUGCUUCUUGGAAAUGGGGAGUUUGAAUCUAGAGGGGGGAGGAUGGAGAAGGGCUCGGGGACCAAAAAUGCAGGCGAUCUGAACUCUCAUAUAGACUGCUCCCAGUCAAUGUUACUGAUGAAGGAUGCCAAGAGAAGCAGUAACCACCUCCUCAAGGGUUCCUCUGACAUGCGGAAACUUUCUCAGGGUCUAGGGCUUGGCGAAUAUCCAGAUUAUGUGUUGAACUGCCACAGUGAUUGUCUCAGCUCCUACUCAGACAUGGAUGAAGAUGAAGAAGAUGAAGAAGAUGCUAGAAGGGCAGCGAUGCGCAACCCUAGGCGCUUUCUCUCUCAUCUGUCCAUCUCCUCCUCUUCCUCAGGUUCUUCAAGCUCAUCAAGUUCAGGCUCACUGUCCAGUUCUAGUGCCUGCUCCUCUGACAAUGAUUCAUCCUACACUUCAGAUGAAGAGGAAGCAUCUCAACUUCUCCUGCAGGGUUGCCUGUCCUCCCAUCAUGCAGUGCUUCAACAACAGCAGCAGCAACAUCCAGAGCCAACAACUGCCCCACCACAACACUCCUUUAUUGCCAAAGCCAUGGGUGUGACCAGCCCAAAAGCUUUGGUCAGCAAUGGUACAGGCAAGCAUCAACGGAGAAAGGAUAUUCCUAGUAACUCCCUGUCUACAGCACAAACCAAAACUUCCAAGGACUGUCCCAAAAAGCAAAAGACAGUCAGUCCACCCAACUCAUCUGGAUUUGUGUCAGCACGUCAGCUGUGGAGGUGGUCUGGAAACCCCACUCAGAGGCGAGGUCUAAAAGGAAAGGCACGGAAACUCUUCUACAAGGCCAUUGUCCGGGGUAAAGACAUAAUCAGAGUGGGUGACUGUGCAGUAUUUCUGUCUUCUGGCCGUCCUCACCUUCCUUAUAUUGGCCGUAUCGAGAGCCUGUGGGAAUCUUGGGCCAGCAAUAUGGUCGUGAAGGUGAAAUGGUUUUACCAUCCUGAAGAGACUAAACUGGGCAAAAGACACCGGGAUGGCAAGCAUGCCCUUUAUCAGUCUUGCCAUGAGGAUGAAAAUGAUGUCCAGACCAUCUCCCAUAAAUGUCUGGUGGUUAGCCGAGGUGAAUAUGAGCACCUCAGCCGCCUGAGGAAGCCCAACAACAACAGUCAGGACCUCUACUACCUGGCUGGAACAUAUGACCCCACUAGUGGGCAGUUGGUCACAGCUGAAGGAGUAUCAAUAAUCUGCUAGCGUUCUGUCAUAUGGAUGUACUACUGAAGAAAUUUUUCCUCCUUGAGGGAGGAUACCUAAAGGGCUGACAAUCGAUUUUUACUGUGUUCAGAAUGGUCUCAGAUUAAAGCCCCCUAAUUGGACACUAAACUAGUGCUCCAUGGAAUAAAGAAAAGGAAGAUGAGCUCUUUACUGAUCUACUUUGUAGCUGCGCCUCACCCGUCUUCAGUGAGUGACAACUGGGGCUGACAACUUCACAAACUCAACGGCCAAGGAAAGAGGUUUUAGUUCUCAGAGAAAAUGAUGAGGCACUGGACAUAUUCUAAGCAAGAUUAUAUUAAUUUAUAUUAACCGUGUUAAGGUAAAUAUUUCAGUUUUACUCUUCUGGAAACCCUAAACAGAGCUGGGUUCACUUUAGACUGAUCAUCCUUAUUAGAUCAAUUUCAUCAGGACAUUUUUUUUUAACUCAGUUGGACCAAAACUAUUGCAUGGUGUGUGUGUGUGUGUGUGUGUGUGUGUGUGUACAGAGUAUGGCCACAAACAGAAGGAAAUGGGUGUCAUGCCGUAGACUUAAAACUAUUCAUGGCAUUACACUUCAAGAGUGCCACUGUCUUUGGUGUACAGCCCAUUCUAAUGACGCCUUCUGGGCAUCCAGGGAUUUUCCAGGAAUCGUUUUUUUGCCCAGUCAACUGAAAAUGAAAAUAAUUUUAAGUUAAAUUUCUGAAUUAAGUUUUCUUUGACAAUUUAUUUUCAAUCAAGCCAUACACUUCAGUACCUCUUACUUACUGUACCUUUUAUUCAGGUGUAUAGUUGUACAAUUGUUUUUAUUUUAUGUGUGUAAAUAUAUAAAUAUAUAUAAAAAAGUAUUACUGUAAAUAUAAUAUAAAGGAAGAGAGAACUAUAUUCCUCUUUAUUGCGCUUGAUUGUGUUAUUUUUUUAAUGAAACAACUGUUAGGUUUGAUUGGGAUUUUUUUUUGUUUUUUGUUAUUUUUUGCUUUGGAGUGAUGUGUGAUCCACAGAUCACCACCUCAGCACUGUACAUGACUUGUUCUCUUUAAAACAGGUCAUGAUAUGUUAGUUUAUACAGUAUACUGCAUAAGCGUGGCUGAACAGUCCACUGGGUGACUAAUGCGGAACGGGCCAUCUGUGUCCACAUCAUUGUUAUCUUUUCCACAUUUGUUUUUGCUUUUUCAUUUAGAGCCUCAUCACAGAAUUCAUUUGUGUAUUGCAUUGCCCUCUGUGUGGGUUAUGAGUAGAACAAAUGCAACAAAAGCCUUUGUGGCACUUUUGCACUUCAGACAUGCAAGAUAAUGUGUUGCCAAUGCAUCCAUGUUUUGCCAGAUCCAAACAGUGUGUCAGUAAAAAUUUAUUGUACUAGUAUAUAGAUAGCUAAUGUAAGAAAUCUGGCCUCCCAAGCAAGAAACCAAAGCACCUCUAAGGGUUAUUUUACAGAUUGCAAUAAAUGAAUGAAGUCUGUGUAAAUAGAUUAUAAGGUAUGGGAGCCCUGCAAUUUCAUUGGCUGGUGAACUUUAGAUAAAUUGACAAUGUUCAGACUCUGUGGUACAGUUACUGUUUUGUUUGCUUUAAUAUGACCGAAACAGCUUUUUGUUUCUGCAAGGUUUUACUAAUGUUGCUGGUAAGGGUUUAGUGUUGGUAACAGCAUUGCUGUGAGGUUGGAUGAUGCAGCACACCAGCGGGCACUUCAGACACUCGAAGGCUUCUGAAGGCCUGUGUCACAUGAUCAUGAAGGGACAAUCAGAACCUGUUUGAGGGGGUGGUUUAAAAUUGAUCAAAUCUCAAUGUUGCCUCUCGUCACUUUUUAUUCCUACUUUGCCAAAAAUUUGCAUUUUAAUUUCUUUUCUCCAUUGUCUGUCAUAUAUUUUUGCCUGAUAUGCAAGCCUGUAAAGACUGUUCAAUGUAGAUUUGAGGAAAGGACAGAAAUGCCUUCCAGUCCUUAAGACUAACUUUUUAACAACUUUGUUGCUGUUACACUGCAGAAGCAAAAGCUUUAAAAAAUCAUAUGUGAAAAUCCAUGUAAUGUCACUUUUUGGGUCUAUAAAAAAAAAGAAAACAAGUUAUUUUCAUAACUAAACACUGGAUUCACUGCAGAAUAUCAUGACACUGGCAUCAGCAGUGUGGCAAAAAGUUGCUUAAGCCUCAGAAAAAAAGUGGAAUCAUUUUACAACCUAACUUUGAGACCCACUGAGAAUUAUUAUUAUUAUUUUUUUUUUUUUUUGGGGGGUUGAUGUACUUUUUGACAUUGUGGGGAAUAUAACAUUGUGGGGAUAUUUGCAUUGUUUAGGCAAGUUAUUUAUCUUAAUUUUAAUGCAUUUGUGUUGCCUUUAAUUAAAAAAAGAU